AUGCCGCCCGGCGCGCCAGCAGUAUCGAAAUGUCCGCUCAGGACCAUCAAGGAGAUCCAGUUCGGGCUGCUCUCCCCCGAGGAGAUCAAGGCCAUGAGCGUGGUGCAUAUCAUCUACCCUGAGACCAUGGAUGAGGACAACAAGAAGCCCCGCGAACAAGGUCUCAACGACCCCAAGCUCGGCACCAUCGACCGCAUGUAUUCGUGCGCAACGUGCAAGGAGGACAUCCAGGUCUGCCCUGGGCAUUUUGGCCACAUCGAGCUGGCCACUCCCGUCUUCCAUGUCGGUUUUGUCGUCAAGAUCAAGAAGAUCCUUGAGACGGUGUGCCACAGCUGUGGCUUGAUCCUCGCUGAUACCAACCAUCCGGACUGGGAUCAGGCUAUGAAGACCAAGGAUGCGAAGCGGCGAUUUGACAAGAUCUGGCGCAUGUCCCGGACACGGCGAGUCUGCGAACAGGACACCACUGAGGAGGACCCGAAGAAGGCCCGCCGUCCCCACGGCGGUUGUGGCAAUCCGCAGCCUGACACCAUCCGCAAGGAGGGUCUCAAGCUCACCGGCACGUGGAAGCAAAAGAAGAAGGAUGAGGAUGAUGGCCAGGGUGACCGCAAGGAGGUCAUUACCCCGCAGACGUCACUCAACAUCUUCAAGCUGCUCUCCGACGAGACGCUCCAGAUCCUCGGUCUGAACAAGGACUACGCUCGUCCCGAGUGGAUGAUCCUUACCGUUCUGCCUGUUCCUCCACCACCAGUUCGCCCCAGUAUCUCGGUCGACGGCACAGGACAAGGUAUGCGUGGCGAGGACGACUUGACAUACAAGCUGGGCGACAUCAUUCGCGCCAACAGUCGUGUUCUGCAGUGUAUUCAGGACGGCUCACCACAGCACGUUCUCACAGAGUUUGAUACUCUGCUCCAGUACCACGUGGCAACAUACAUGGAUAACGACGCAAACGGUGUACCACAGGCCAUGCAGAAGUCCGGCCGUCCGCUCAAGACUAUUCGUGGUCGUCUAAAGGGUAAGGAGGGUCGUCUCCGAGGAAACUUGAUGGGUAAGCGUGUCGAUUUCUCCGCACGUACUGUCAUCACAGGUGACCCCAACCUUUCGCUGGACCAGGUCGGUGUGCCACGUUCGAUUGCUCGCACUCUCACCUACCCUGAGGUUGUUACCAAAUUCAACAUCAGUAAGCUGACUGGGCUGGUGCGCAACGGUCCCAACCAGCACCCUGGUGCCAACUACGUGAUCAAGGCCGAUGGAGUACGUCUCGAUCUCAAGCACAACAAGAACCUCGACGACCUGCGACUGCAGUACGGCUGGAAGGUUGAGCGCCACAUCAACGAUGACGACGUCAUCAUCUUCAACCGUCAGCCGUCCCUGCACAAGGAGUCCAUGAUGGGUCACCGUGUCAAGGUCAUGCCAUACUCGACUUUCCGUCUCAACCUGUCUGUCACGUCACCAUACAACGCUGAUUUCGAUGGCGACGAGAUGAAUUUGCACGUCCCUCAGAGCGAUGAGACACGAGCUGAAGUUCAAAACCUGUGCAUGGUCCCUAAGCAGAUCGUGUCACCUCAGAAGAACUCCCCUCUGAUGGGUAUCGUGCAGGAUACUCUUUUGGGCGCUUACAAGAUGACUCGUCGUGAUGAGUUCUUGCCUAUCGAGCAAGUCAUGAAUAUCAUGAUGUGGGUGCCGGAGUGGGAUGGCAUUGUUCCGGAACCUGCGAUCCUGAAGCCUCGUCCUCUCUGGACCGGAAAGCAGAUCUUGAGCAUGGCUAUUGCGAAGGAGGUCAACAUCGUCAAGCUCGACGAUGACUCGAAGCCUGGACCAUGGAACGAUAUCGCCGACAAGAGUCUGAUGAUCAUGGGUGGCCAGCUCAUCUUCGGACAGAUCACGAAGAAGGUUGUCGGUGCUACAGCCGGUGGUGUCAUUCACAUCAUCUUCAACGAGCUUAGUCCUCUGGACGCCGUAGGCUUCUUCAACGCCUGCCAGCGCAUUGUGUGCUACUGGCUGUUGCACCACGGUUUCAGUAUGGGUGUGGGCGACGCCAUUCCUGACCCGGCUACUUCUGAGAAGAUUGCCGAGUGCAUUGCAAAGUCCAAGAAGGACGUCGAAGACAUCAUCCUCACGGCUACUCAAGACAAGCUUGAGCCGCUGCCGGGUAUGACGAUUCGCGGUACCUUCGAGUCGAAGGUGCAGAAAUUCCUCAACGAAGGUCGUGAAGGUGGUGGUACCGCCGCUCAGAACAGUUUGAAGCACUUCAACAACGUUGUCAACACUGUCAUUUCUGGUUCCAAGGGCUCUACCGUCAACAUCUCGCAGAUGGUGUCUCUCGUCGGUCAACAGGCUGUCGAAGGUCAACGUAUUCCUUUCGGAUUCAAGUACCGAACUCUGCCCCAUUUCACCAAAGAUGAUUACUCGCCCGAGUCUCGAGGUUUCGUCGAAAACUCGUACCUACGCGGUCUGACACCUUCGGAGUUCUUCUUCCACGCCAUGGCCGGUCGUGAAGGUCUCAUUGAUACUGCUGUCAAGACUGCCGAGACAGGUUACAUCCAGCGUCGUCUCGUUAAGGCGCUUGAGGAUGUCAUGGUGAAGUACGAUGGCACCGUACGAAACUCUAUGGGCGACAUCGUCGAGUUCGUGUACGGUGAGGACGGUCUCGAUGGCGCGCACAUUGAGAAGCAAAAGCUUGACAUCAUCACGUCUUCUGAAGCGAAGUUCGAGAAGACCUUCAAGCUCGACGUGGUCAGCACAGGAAAGCCCCCUAUCCCGGCCAGCCAACUCGAGGUUGCAGCCGUCAUUCAGGGUGACGUCGAGGUUCAGCAAUACCUUGACGAAGAGUUUGAGCAGAUCAAGAUCGAUCGCGAGUACCUUCGUGCCUUCAUUGAUGACGAUGACAGCCAGCAGUUCCAGCUUCCUCUCAACAUCCAACGUAUGAUCGAGUCUGCACAAGCACGCUUCGGCAUCAAGCCGCAGCAAGACCGCAGCAACCUCGAGCCUAUUCAGACUAUCACCAAGGUUCGCGAGCUUUUGGAUCGCCUCGUGGUCAUUCGUGGUGAUGAUGAGAUCUCCAAGGAAGCACAGGCAAGUGCGACCUACCUGUUCAAGUCGCAUCUACGAUCUCGUCUUGCAUUCAAGCGCCUUGUUGUUGAGUACCGUCUGAACAAGAAGGCCCUGGAUUACAUUCUCGGCGAGCUCGAGGAACGCUUCCUCAAGGCUGCUGUCGCCCCUGGUGAAAUGGUUGGUGUUUUGGCGGCCCAGUCUAUUGGUGAGCCUGCCACCCAGAUGACGCUCAACACUUUCCAUUUUGCUGGUGUGUCCUCCAAGAACGUUACGCUCGGUGUGCCCCGUCUCAAGGAAAUUCUCAACAUUGCUGCAAACAUCAAGACACCGUCUAUGCUCGUCAGGCAGCAGGAUGCAGGCGGAAAUCAGCAAGCUGCCAAGCUUCUUCGAUCCCGUAUCGAGCUUACCACUCUGCGCUCGCUUACGCACGCUGUAGAGCUGUACUACGACCCGCAGAUCAAGGAGACGCUUAUCGAGCAAGACGAAGACAUGGUUGAAUCUUACUACGUCUUUGGCGAGGGUGAAGAGAACCUCGAGGCUCAGUCCAAGUGGCUGCUUCGCAUCGUUCUGGAUCGCAAGAAGUUGCUCGACAGGGACAUCUCUAUCUCUGAAGUGGCCAACACCAUCAAAGAGGAGUUCAAGCCUAACUUGGCUGUCAUCUUCAGCGACGAGAAUGCAGACGAGCAGAUCAUUCGCGUACGAUUCAUCUGGGACGGCAACCUUCAGAAAGACGAGGAUGACGAAGACGAGCGUGAUGAGCGAUGGAUGCGAAAGCUCGAGAAGCAUCUUCUCGACGAUGUUACCCUUCGUGGUGUUCGGGGUAUUGAGCGUGCUUUCAUUCGAGAGCUGAAGGUCGUUGCCGAGAACGACGAUCGUUCCUUGAUCCUUUCUAAGAACGACCCUCGUUGCAAUGAGUGGGUACUGGAUACCACCGGUACCGCCCUGGCUGAUGUGCUUGCCAUUGAAGGCGUCAACCCUACCAAGACAUACUGUAACUCCUUCAUCGAAAUCCUCGGUGUGCUCGGUAUUGAAGCAGCUCGUGCUGGUCUUCUCAAGGAGUUGGGUAUGGUGUUGUCCUUCGAUGGUUCCUACGUGAACCAUCGUCACAUGGCGCUUCUCGUCGAUAUCAUGACACAGCGUGGUCUGCUCAUGGCUAUCACUCGUCAUGGUAUCAACCGCAACGACACUGGAGCUCUCAUGCGUUGUUCCUUCGAAGAGACGGUCGAGAUUCUUCUCGAGGCUGCCGGUUUUGGUGAGCUCGAUGACUGCCGCGGUGUGUCUGAGAACAUUAUGCUUGGUCAGCUGGCGCCCAUGGGUACUGGAGAAUUUGACGUUGUCAUGGACAAUGCCAUGCUUCUCACCAUGGUGGAGGACAACUCGAAGGUCAUGGGCGGCGCCGCAGCUGCUGGAAGCUACCUGGACAGUGGUGCAGCUACCCCUUACGACCUGGGUUCACCAACAUACGAGGGUGGCAUGGGUAUGGGCGGUUACGACGCCUCCUUCUCUCCUCUUGCUGCUGCAGGUGGCGAGAACCAAGGUGGCUUCAGCGAGUACCAGCCCAACUUCGACAACGGUGGCUUCAGUCCAUUCAACCCAGCAGGCAGAAGCCCAGGCUACGCUCCGAUGUCUCCUGGCUUCUCAGGCGCCAGCCCAACAUCACCAGGCUACUCGCCAACCUCACCUGGGUACUCGCCUACCUCGCCAGGCAUCAGCAGUCCACGCUUUGGUGCCACAUCACCUGGAUACGCGGCUACCAGCCCUCAGUACUCACCUACAUCGCCGAGCUACUCGCCAACCUCGCCGGCAUAUGGCUCUCCUACUUCGCCAUCAUACUCCCCAACUUCGCCCAGCUACUCACCGACAUCGCCGUCGUACUCGCCCACGUCGCCAAGCUACAGCCCUACUUCGCCGGCGCACCAUGGUGCGACUUCACCACACUACAGCCCGACAUCACCUGCGUAUAGCCCAACGUCACCUGCAUACAGCCCGACGAGCCCGCAGUUCGGCGCGAAUAACGACAGGCGCUCGCCUGCUUCUCCCACUUCACCGGCAUACAGCCCUGCCAGCCCGCAGUACUCUCCCACAAGCCCCACUGGCAACGCAGCGUACUCGCCUACGUCGCCCAAGUUCUCUCCCACGUCACCGGGUGCGGCACCAUAUUCGGCGUCUUCGCCAAAGUGGUCGCCUACUAGCCCGUCGUACUCGCCUUCGUAA
This is a messenger RNA of Macroventuria anomochaeta, 5265 nucleotides long. RefSeq names its product DNA-directed RNA polymerase II subunit RPB1. Lineage: Eukaryota; Fungi; Ascomycota; Dothideomycetes; Pleosporales; Didymellaceae. Gene Ontology annotation, molecular function: DNA binding. The transcript is spliced from 3 exons. Gene Ontology annotation, biological process: transcription by RNA polymerase II. The record is from RefSeq and is a predicted model, not a curated record. Bases 1 to 5265 code for a protein of 1754 amino acids. Gene Ontology annotation, cellular component: RNA polymerase II, core complex.